Molecule: messenger RNA, 1329 nt
Organism: Macroventuria anomochaeta
Lineage: Eukaryota; Fungi; Ascomycota; Dothideomycetes; Pleosporales; Didymellaceae
Exons: 4
Coding region: 1-1329 (442 amino acids)
Biological process (GO): ubiquitin-dependent protein catabolic process
Cellular component (GO): cytoplasm
Molecular function (GO): ubiquitin binding; ubiquitin conjugating enzyme binding
Source: RefSeq, a predicted model, not a curated record
AUGUCCGAGAAAGCAGGAACCGACAAGCCCCCAGAGAGCCCCACAACGGCGCGUGAGCUCGACUUCGACGAUGACAACGAUGCGCCUACGUCCUCCGCACCAGAGAAGGCUGCCUCGCCACCGCCAGUUUCAAAAUCGCCCAAGCCAGGUGUGAGGUUCUCCGAGCAGGCAGAAGAGAUUCCUCCACAGAAGCCCCCGCGGCCUGUGGACCCAAAUGUGCAGGCGCAGAACACACUCAUUGAGGCGUUCCCUGACAUCGAUACAAAUGUAGUUAAGGCGGUCCUCGUUGCCAGCGGUGGGAAGGUUGAACCUGCAUUCAAUGCACUGUUGAGCAUGUCCGACCCCAACUUCAAGAGCGAAGAGGCGCCGCCCCCACAGCCUCCGCGACCCCAGCCCCGUAGUCAGCUCGAACAGGAUGAAAUGUAUGCUCGCCAGCUGGCCGAGCACUACCAAAGUCAAGGCGGCCAGCAGGGCCAGGGUGGCUAUGGGUCACGGACCCAGGGCGCUGGAGAACGGCGGUCGCAGCCCUACGCAAGGUCGAAUAACCAGAACAAGGAUGAGCGCGAGUACAGCUUCUUCGAAGAUGACCUUCCCGAAAUCCGCAAGAACAUCGAGCAAGGCUUCCAGGAAACACAGAAGACGGUCAAUAAGUGGAUCACUAGCUUCAAGAAGAAGCUCGACGGCGAACCCGACGACUAUGACCAAUACGGCAAUUCUGUACACCACGACCGAGAACACGGGCAGUCAUCGCAGGGUCGACAGAACUUUGGUGCCUCACAGUCGGAUCAGCUUUACGGCAUCCGCAAGUCAGCCGAGCAGCGCCGUUCUGCUGAUAUGCGCCGCUCUGCGGACCACAACCGCUACGAUGCGGACAACAGGGUGCUGGGUGACGACUUCGCCCAGCUCGAGAUGAGGGACAACGACCCGCAGCAGAGGUCGAGCAGUCGUCCAUCGGCAAACCCUGGCCUGUUCAAGCCUACCCCUGUUUCGCCACCUCAGAGCGGCCCAGUCGAUGAGGUAGACGCUCUGUACCGAAACCCUUCCCCGAACAACCAGGGUGGAAAGUCUGGCGGUAAGAAGUGGCAGCCUCUCACGUCAGUUGCACCACACCCCGAGACCGACGAUCACGACCCAUUCAGCCUCGGGGAUAGCGACGACGAGGACAACAAGACUAAGGACACCAACCCUGAAGAUACCGAGAGGCUCAAGAAGGCUGCAGAGGCUAAGGUCAAGGAGUCGACAGCAGCUGAGCUGAAGCCUGCGACACGGAGCGGAAGUGUUGGCCAGAAGGAUGCAGCCGCCGAAGCACUGCUGAAAGAUGCCAAAUAG